AUGCCAGUUUUUCUUUCUCCAAUUUCACCACCCAUCUCUACUCAACCUGCUUCAACCUCACCACUUCCUCCACCAGUUAGUACUUUCCCAAUCUCAACUGCUCCACUACCACCUCCCAUUAUUUUUCAAGUCACAACAACCACUACAACCGAACCUUUGUCUCGUGUCAACGUAUCUGAUACGGGGGCACCUAUCGUUGGCACCGAAACCCCUGUUACCCCCAAACCACUUUCACCAUCUUCUUCAACCGAUUAUGAACCUAUUCUCUGUGGUGAUAACUUUGAUUUUGACUCAACCUACUACAGUCCGUAUCGGCUUCCAAGUAAAGAUGAAGAUGAUGCUCCGGUGACAAGAUUGCUUGAUUCAUCCUCCACUUCCUUGACGAAUGCCUAUUCUGAGGUGGUUAUCAAGGAUUUUCUAGACACAACUCUUCAACAGUAUAGUGCUUCCAUUGAUAAAUCUAGAAAGGCUAUGGAUGCCUCCACUUCUUCCUGCAAGAAAGCAACAGCAGAUGUGAUAGAACUUAUUCAUGAUUCAAAGGUUUUCUUUGAAUCACUCAAAGGUCACACAGACUCCAAUGCUUCCAAAGUCAAUGCUACUGUCGAUUUGCUCUCAAAGUUGCUUCAAGAGGAGAACACAAAGUUUGACUCUGUUCGUUCUAGAUUCCAAGUUGAUCACACUACUUUUCUUUCUUCGGUUAACACAUGCUUAGAUAAGCUUUAG
Lactuca sativa (garden lettuce) is the source of this 723-nucleotide messenger RNA. The record is from RefSeq and is a predicted model, not a curated record. NCBI's taxonomy places the organism in Eukaryota, Viridiplantae, Streptophyta, Magnoliopsida, Asterales, Asteraceae.